Saccostrea cuccullata (small rock oyster) is the source of this 3700-nucleotide messenger RNA. RefSeq lists its product as uncharacterized. The record is from RefSeq and is a predicted model, not a curated record. Bases 2241 to 3338 code for a protein of 365 amino acids. Gene Ontology annotation, molecular function: zinc ion binding; nucleic acid binding. Lineage: Eukaryota; Metazoa; Mollusca; Bivalvia; Ostreida; Ostreidae. The transcript is spliced from 2 exons.
UGAGGUUGGAAUCAAUUUAGAGAGAUAUUCAAAUUUCUCUGAUUUAAAGCUAUAUUUUCUACUCCUGUGACACCACAUCAGAUGCGUUAUAUCAGUUUGAACAGUUUGAUGGAUUGUGCAAUUGUCUUAAUCGAUUUCGGAUUAGUCAGCAUGGAGGUAAAAACCUGAUAUCCCAAACCGCGCACUGUAGUGCAGAUAGGUCAAUCCUUCUUUGAAGAGUUGCUUUGUGUUUUUUAACUGAAUGAACCAGAUUUCGAUAAUUCACGGCUACGGAAACAUACAUUUAAAUUGUUAAUAUGAGCCAGGGGCGGUCUCAAGACCCGCGAGCUAGCCAGCUCAAGAGAAUAUUACUCGACUUUCAAGUUGGUCAGCAGACAUCCAUCCAAGUAGGCGACAGUGAUUGACAAUAAUAAACUUUUACACCAUCAAUAUCACCAGUUCACCAGCAAUAAUUAAAUUUGGCACCACUGCAGUUUCUGGAACCCAGACAUGAAAUACUUGACAAGUGGUGGGGUUCACCUGAAGGCAGCAGCUGCGACCACCGGUUCAUGAAGAAGUACCUUCAGAACAUAAAAAGUGCUGCCCUCCAUGCCUCCCAUCUGAUUGGAUGGGAGAAUAAUGAUAAGUAGUACAUUGCACAUAUGAUGAUAGAUUGUUAUGCAUCAGUGUUUUCCAUUUAUUUCAAAGUAAAGGAUUAGAGAUCACAAAAUCUCUGUGAUCUUACAACAAAUUGUUAUUCUAAAGCGAUAAUUUUGUCAUUUAAAGCGGUCAAUUUACCUGAUUGCCGGCUCUUAGGGAAAACACUGAAUGCAUGUGAUAAAGAUUCGUGCUAAUGCCGCAAUAUGUCAUGUCACAUGUUACACAAAAAUAUGACAUUAUAUUAGUGCUUAUUUAAUUUCAACGUAAACCUCGACAUGUCUCUGCACAUUAUGUUACAUGAAUUAAUAAUUUGCUGUCAAUGUCAGCACUUGUCAAAAUUUUAGGAAUCGCCAAUGGAUUCCAUCAUAUUAUGUGAAGGCUCCAAUUUGUUUUUCUUAAUCUUCCCAAUAUCCAAUGAAGGUUGGGACGAUUUGUUUAUUUAUUAAAAAAUGGUUGCCUAUCAAUGUUUUUUGUAUGUGAAGGUUCCAGCUGUUUUUGUCAGUGUCAGUACUGGUCAGUAUGGGAAUCGUCAAUUGAUUCCAGUUGAUGUUGGGAAUCGUGAAUUGAUUCCAGUAUGAUUAUGGGAAUCGUCAAUUGAUUCCAUCAUAUUAUGUGUAGGCUACCGUUUGUUUUUCUUAAUCGCCUAAUAUCUUAUGAAGGUUGGGACGAUCUGUUUCUUUAUUUCAAAAAAGGAAUUUGUUUUUCUUAAUCUUCCCAAUAUCUAAUGAAGGUUGGGAGGAUCUGUUUAUUUAUUUAUAAGUGGUUUGCCUAUCAAUGUCUUUUUGCAUGUGACUAUGUGAAGGCUCCAGUUUGUUUUUCUUAAUCUUCCAUGUAUCUAAUGAAGGUUGGAAGAUCUUUUUAUUUAUUUAUAAAAAAAAUGAGUUGCCUAUCACUUUUAUGUCACGGUUGUUGAAUUUUAUGAUGACCAUGAUGAACUGACCUAUUUUAAGCUGAGCCGACACUUGUAUAUGAUAAUAGAUUGGCAACAUGCAUUGUGAAGAGUUCAAUAACAAAUGAUAAAGAUGAAAAAUGUAAGCAUGUUUGCUCCUAUCUACCAUGUGUUUAUAGCUUGGUGGCAAAGAAAUUAUUAAUUCUAUUAUAUUAUCACCUAUGGCAAUUACAACUGCUUAGACUUAUUGUAGAAUAAAAUGCCACCAAAAAAGAGGAAAAUGUGAUGGGUCCGAAGCCUCCCAAAAAGGUGAAGUUACGCAGUCAACCGGCUCAAUUGCUCUCUGUGGAUUCAGUUUGGGCAAUUUGGUGGAUUCCAAUUGAUCAUCGACUCAAGUGGCUGCUCCAAAAAAUCAGCUGGCAGCAGCAAAUCCUAGACAACAGCAAAAGCCUUGACUCCCAGCAAUGCUUCUACAAACAAGAUCGCUUCAAAGGCUGCACCACUGCACUGCAGACUUCUAUUACAUCUUCUACUGAUUUGAAUAGUUCUUAUUUGGACCACUGUCAUCAUAUUAACAAUUGAUAUUCAAUUAUUUGAACAUCAAGUCAAGAAUAAAAGAACUCUACAAGAACAUUAUUCUCUUGUGUUACAAAUGGCGUCGUGGACAGGAUUCUUGUGAUUGACGACAGUGUGCAGUUGUGUUUCCAUCACCAUGGAACAGCUCAUCCAAGGACUAAUGGACAAAAUUAAGAUUUUGGAGACUAGAGAAGACCAAGAUCGACAGGAGAAUGCGGCGAUGCACAAAGAAAUUAAACAUCUACAAGGAAAAGUUUCGUCAAUGCAAGCUACCGAGUCGAAAGAAAAACCGACACCUAUGGUGUACGUCAAGUCGGAAAGAAAAUUUCCCAAGUUUGGUGGGUACCCAGAAAAAGAUACAGAUCCAGAUGUGAUAGACUGGAUUUCAGAGAUGAGAGAACACAUCAGAGGAACAGCAUCAAAGGAUGGACACGCUGACUUCAUAAUGGAUCAUCUUACUGGAAACGCUAAAGCUGAGGUUCGCCUACAUCAGAUCGAACAAAGGAAAACUGGCGAAGAGAUACUGAAUAUCUUGGAGCACGUGUUUGUGAUUAAAGACACUGUAACUCAAUUAUUGCAGAAAUUUUAUCAAAGAGACCAAAUUGAAAGCGAGACUCUAGAGAACUACUCUCGAAUAUUAAUGCAGAUGCAGGAACGCAUUAACAAGAAAGUGGACAAGAAGAUGCAAAUAACUGAUAUAAACCUAACAGAAAGAUUCAUCGAUGGUAUUAGAGACAGAGUUGUUAGACAAGAACUGAGGAAAAUUGUUGUUGAACAAUCGACAAUUCCGUUUCAAGAAUUCCGUCUCAGGAUGUUAAAGUGGGUCGAUGAUAAUCCACCAUGUGAGAAUAAACAAUUGAAUGCCGCAUCAGCGAUUGUGAGUAUUUCUGACCCAUUAACAGACUUGUUAACAAAACAACAAGCCAUGUUAGAGAAACAACAGCAUCAGAUUGAUACGCUUACUCAAACAUUACAAAAGUUUCAACAGUCUGAUUCACCUCGGAGGGGUAAUAGACCCGGACCGUUCAGAGGACGUGGCCGAGGAAUCGGAAAACAAGAUCAAUUUGUUUGUUAUGCGUGCAACGGACAUGGACAUUUUUCUUCAGAAUGUGCAAAUCGUAAAAAGGAGCUCUCGCAGAACAAAGUAAACAGACAACUGCAACAACAGCCAAGAACAAAAUUUCAGAAAACAGACCCAAAAGUAAAACCCUCACAGUGGAGAGUCGCCUGUUAGAGGGGAGUGGGAAAGACUCUUGUGAUAUGAACGAGAAAAUCAAAAAUGCUACAAGAAACAGUCCAGUCGCUACUAUUGAACUAAACGGACAACCUGUGAAAUGUCUUCUGGAUACCGGAGCAGAAGUUUCGACUAUAUCUGAAAUGUUUUAUAAGAAGUUCUUACAUCACAAAGAUAUUACCGACACAAGAAAAUUUCUACGAUUGUCUGCAGCCAACAAAAUCCAAAUUCCAUAUCUUGGAUACAUUGAAGUGGAAUUGAAGAUUCGAGAUCAACUAUUCAGUGACGUUGGAAUGUUAAUAGAAACCGUGACAACAGAUCCAAAUGCUGUUCAAGUUAUUCUUGGAUGUAAUGUACUGAAA